This is a messenger RNA of Darwinula stevensoni, 2598 nucleotides long. The record is from the annotation of a GenBank genome assembly. Lineage: Eukaryota; Metazoa; Arthropoda; Ostracoda; Podocopida; Darwinulidae.
AUGAGCAAGUAUUUGGAGAUCCGGCGGUAUCGGUUUGACAGGAGCGGAAUUAUUUUCCUCGCCGGUCUUCAUGAGGACACAAAGGCAGUUGCUCCCAAAAAUAAUCACAUCUUAACUGCUAUUCAAGUCAGUGUUGCUUUGCAGUACUUUGCCAAAGGAUCUUUUCAAACUGUGUUGAGUGACUGUGUAGGAAUCUCUCAGCAGAUGCGGGAGUUCUUCGAGAUAUGCGGACCACAUGGAUUGAAUAGUGUGAACGCCGUAGGAUUUGUGCUGCCCUCUUCCGCUGUUAGGCUGACGGCCGCACAGAAGUAUAUAUUUCACGCCAUCACCCAAUUGUUUGCUAUCGACACGAAAGAGAAGUUCGUGCUGCUUUGCAGCUUCUGCGAUGGGCAGGAACCGGCGGCUAUCAUCGUUGUUAGGAAUGCCAAGCUGCACUACCAGGACUAUCACACCUUCAACAACUCCGCCAUGUUCGCUUGUAGUAGAGAUCCCAUGCAAAAGAUGUUUUGGGAUUUGGGACACAAAAACAACAAGGCUUUCCUGGAAUCUUUGGACAAGAUGGCGCCUGUUUGCCUCGCCAUGACGAAGAAGGUUCUACAUGAUAGACGAACUCUCACUGAGACCCUGAAAAAAUUGCAGGAACAAAUCCCAAGAGCUGCAUCCAACAUAAGUGUUCUUCAAGAAAGAUGCAGACAGCUCACAGAAAUGAGAGAGCAGGUGGCUAAAGUCGUGGAUGUCGCAGAGGAACGAGCGAAGACUCAUCUUGAACAGGAAAGGGCCAUGAACUGCAACGACUGCAAGAAGACCACUUGCGAAUACCCAGCAACGCAUUUAAAGCAAAAAGACAUUAAGUACAGUAAAUGCAUGAUCCGGAACGAACAUAAGAAGAUGAUAUGCCGUAAAUGCGGCUGCUCCUGGAGGAGUCACUGUCUGGAAGCCAAACGGUACGAAGGAAAGUCGGUAUACAGGCAUAAGGGACAAGACAACUCAGUAGAAGUUGCCCAACGAGUUCAGGGAAUAGUAACUCUCGAGAAGGGUGUUAAGGCACUUACCACUGACAUCAAGAAAAACCAAGUGGAGUUGUUCGCCCGGAUCCAGCAGGCGCAUAAGAUCACUGUCCGUCUGAAGGAAAUCGCUCUCAACCCGAAUCCCUUGACCAUGGAGGAAUAUAUAGAAUUCCUGAUCGAAGCUGAAAAAAAGGACGAACAAGAUGGGUUUAAGAAGCGGAUCGAGCACUUGGAGCAAGCGAAGAGGGCAUCGAUUUUAUGCAGGAAGAUCUUAAAUGAGAAUGGCUCGGCUGAAGCCAUUAUGCCUGACGUCAUGACAAUACUGGAGAAAGAAAAUAUUGAUUUCGAGACACUGGACGCCGUGGAAACUCCAGUAGCUACAAUUGACCAACCCACCUCAAAUCUCAACGAGGAGGGCGGUCUUCUCCUUCUCAUAGAUCGUGAGGUCCGGCCUGUUGCAGCCAAUAAUGCGGCCGGCUUGCUUGGAGACACACCACUGCACAUAUUUCCACACCUGGUCGUGCCUAUACAGGUUCUCCCUCAGGGCUACUGCGGGGCAGGCACUGAGGAGGUGGUGAACCGUUUCGGGUGGUCCAUGACAGCAUCUGCAGCGGAUGUUGUCCCGGCAUUCAACAGUCCCUUCUUAAAGCCAGUUACAGCUGACGUCCGAGUCGAUCGAUGGUUUAUCCAUGAUCUUGGGAUGCUGGCCGUGAAGCGGUUUCUCCUUCCAUCGUGCUUCUCUUUGUCCUUGAUCUGCCGUCUUCACAUCCAUCGUGUCCCAGUCGUCAUGGAGAUGGAGUGCGUUUCGGAAGCAGGUGGCAUCUCCCUGGAUGGAAGGAAGAAGGCGACUUGGGAUGGCGGCAAAAUGAAUUGCAAGUACGUCAUGCAUGUGUUUGGUAGCGGGUAUGACGGAAAAAUGAUGCAGGUGUGCCCCAAACACAAACACGACCUGCUGUCACAACUGUACCACGACCUGCACAUACCCGAAAACGUACCCUUUCACAUGGAGGUCUACGACGAAAAAUGGAAGCGGUACGUCGACGUGGACUGGACUCGGCUGCCCGAUGUGGCGACGCUGCGGCUGCGCUUCGGAGGAUCCGAGAAGGCGGUGGACACAGAAAAGGAAAAGAAAAAUGACGAGGCAGAGGAUGAGGAAGAGGAAACGGGAGACGAGGAAGGACGCAGCCAGAGUUCGAGCAAUUCAUGGUCAACUGCUCCGAAUGCAGCUAAAAGCAAGAAAAUUCCGCGAGCCAUUCGAACUGGAAGGGAAAACGCCCCCCGUCCUCGAAUCAGGAAGGAAAUUCCACAACGUCCUCUAAUAAAUAAGGAAUUCCCACACAUUCCUAGAAUAGAGAAGCGGCAGGCUCGUCCCUUCCGGGAGACUACCCUGGCUGAAGAAAUGAAGGGCUUGGCGAAACUGAUCCAGUCUGGGGUCGACGGGAAACCGACCAUUUACGAGCUCUGGAAAUCCGUCGUGGUGGAAAAUAAGGAAAUGGGAAUAGCGAAAUUUGACAUCGGGCCACGGCUGCGGAAGCAGGAUGAGAGGGUUCUCAUGGUCGUGGGGAAGACCGGUGCAGGUAUAGCCAAACUU